AUGGAAGGGAAAGUUGCUGAUAUGGUCAAUGAAAUAUGUAAAGCAGAGAGCGAGUAUGGCUCUUGGACCUUAAUGCAUCGGUGUAAUCUUUGUAAUAAAUGAAUGAAAAUCAUAGGAAACUCCGAUCUAGAAAGCCUUGCAUGGAUUUAUGUAUGGAUGAGGUAUUCAGAACUGCGGAAAUUAGAUUGGCAAAGAAAAUACAACACAAGGCCUUCAGAAUUAGCUGCAAGCCAGAAAAAUUUAGCAUUCACCGUAACAGAAUUAAUUGCGAAAGCCAGCAAGCAAGGCUUUGUAUCCCCCGCAUGAAUAUUACGUAGCAUUUUAGGAAGUUUUGGAAGAGGCGGUGAUUAUGGACAGAGAAUUCGUGACCAAAUCUUAGAAAUAAUGCACAGGCAUAGAAUUGGUGAGACUUAUGGCACUUAUCUUGAGCAAUGGCAUCAAAAGUUGCACAACAAUACAACUCCAGAUGAUAUCGGAAUUUGUGAGGCGACCAUUGCAUAUUGGGAAACAGGCAACAUGAAUAAAUACUGACUCCCCCCCCUCCGUGAGCGAACAAAACCAUUAGAAAAAUCGCCAUUUUUUGACCAAAAACCCACCCUCCGUGAGUGAACAAAAAUAUUUUUAAUAGAAAAAAUUUUAAUAGAAAAAAAUUUUGCUAUAUAAGUGAUAAUUAGUAUAAUGAAAUCUAGAGCUAAUUCUGUUUAAUUUUAAACAAAUUGCGUUUUAAAACAUAAAUUUUGCAAAUUAAAUUAGUAUUUGCUUCCCAAUUUUUGCAAAUUAGGAUUUUUUUAAAUUUCGAAAAAAAUAUUUUUUAUAAAAUUUAUAUAUAAAUUGUUUUUAAAAAAAAAAUUAACCCCCCUCCGUGAGUGAACAAAAUUUUUUUGUUCGCUCACGGAGGGGGGGGGGGGAGUGAGAAGUUCUACAUAGUCAUGGGAUUACUAGAGAUAGAUUAGCGUCCUUUGAAAGACCAAUCACAACCCAGCCUAACUACACGCCUUAUUUAAUUAAUGAUUUCAGAGAUUUCUUGAAGACUUUAAAAUCAGUCCACUCAGGGGCUGAUUUAAUCACAAGUAUAGAGCAUGCCAGGCAUUGUUUUACUCCAUUUAUGCAUGUAAAAAUAGAUGAUGUGCUCAGAAAUUUACAUCAUUGGGAUACAAUCAGUCAAAUUGAGAGAGCUGUGUGGGCGAGGCUUGAAAUUAAUUAUCAUGGAAAUAAAGGGAAUAAUUAUCAAUAUAGAGAACUUUUGUAUGUCGAUUUGAGCUUAGAAAUGUAUAUCAGGCAACUAUUUGAAUCAAUUUUACAUAGAAAUAUGGCUCCGAGACAUUAUAUUAGAGAGCUAAAUUUGCUAUUGGAUAAUGCUUUGAUUACAAAUGAGGAUAAAGAAUUGAUUAUUGCUGUAAAUGAUUGGAAAUCGCUAGCGAAAAGAUAUGGAGAUUGAUUAGGCCAUUAAAGACAGGCGUUAGCCAUAUUGGUGACUCAGUUACCGAAUGGGAGAGAGGUGCAACCGCUUUUUGACUCCGGCUCAGAGAGUUUUUAUCCAAAGGUGGAUACUUCCGGUACCUUCUGUCUACUUCUUGCCUUAGGGCUUCAGUCUUGAGUGGGCUUAAGGAUUUCUGCUAUCCUGCUACGGGCCAUUGGAGUGGCUUGAUUCCAAGGAUCCUUGGAGUCUAUCGUAUGCCGAAGUGCCUUCCUUCGACAGCUACAGGGAAAAGACUACUGUGGCCUGGGCCGAAAUCCCCAGUUUUUCGGUAGAGGAAUGCCUAUGGGUCCUCGAUCCAAAGGACUUUGAGCGCCUCCAUUUACAACCACAGGAAAGUAGCCAAAACCUAUCAGGAUGCACAUCUCUUGAGCCUGCACCUGAUUCUCGGCUCGGAGUCCAUCCCAGUUCACCGUAGCCAUAAGGUCCAGACUGUUGCACCAAGAGGACAGACUAACAUGUGUAGCCAUUUUAAAGUAUGCGAAAAGAUAUGCAAAUAAUUUAGAAGGAAAUCGUGAAAUCGCAUUGGUGCUGAAAUCAGCGGCUGACAGAAUUGGCAGGAUCAUAGGUGUUGCUGUAGAUGAUUUUAGUAGCCUAUUUCAGCCUAAAGCAAAAACAAUUGGCGAACGUUGCAAAAUUGAUAAAGAUUUUGUUGAUUUUUUCAGCGAAGAAAUAAUUAGAGCAUCCUGUUUUUUUGCCCCAUCAAUGAUUUUGAGGAAGCUAGAUGCACAGUUCAGAGGAAUUGCAAAGCUAAAACCUUGGCAAAUUAUCAGCCCCAUUUCAAAAAUCCAAGGAAAGCUAAUAAAAGUCGAAUUACUUCAUGAUGUAGCUUAUAACAUUUAUAAUGAGCCUACUAUUAUUUUAUCGAAAAAAACAUUCGGAGAAGAAGAAAUUCCUGAAGGAGUCCUUGGGGUAAUUUCUUGUGGAGAACUUGAUGGCCUCGCACAUGUUUCUGUAAGGGCCAGAAAUCAGAAAAAAUUGCUAGCUGUUUGUUUUAAUGAGGAGGAAAUAAAAAAUAUAGAAAAAUAUGUCGAUCAAUGAAUCUGUGUGACUUCUCAAGGAGGGAUAAUUAUAGUAAAGUCAGCACAAGAAGAAAGAUUUGAAGAAGAAGAAAAUGAGAGAUAUGAUGCUCAGCAAAUCAAAAGACCUGAGCCAUUAGAAUUUAUUGCUAUAUCUUCUGAUCAGUUUAAUGAAAGAAAAGUUGGGGCAAAAGCUAAUAAUUGUGAAAUUUUAAAGAGAAAUCUUCCUGACUUUCCCUCUCCGAGAGAGUGAAAAAAAAAAAUUUUGUUCCUUACAGAGGAGAUUCAUUUUAUUAAUGAAUUUUUUUAAAAAUCCAAUUCACAGAAAUUCGAAAAUAGAAAUUAAUUUAAAUUGAAAAGCAAAAAUUAAUUUAAUUUGUACAAUUUAUGUUUUAAAAAGCAAGAUGCUUAAAUUUAAUAGAAUUAGCUAGAGAUUUCAUUAUAGCAAUAUAAAAAUAUCUUUAUAAAAAAAAUUUUUUGUCUGCUCUCAGAGGGGUUUUCUAGAUGGUUUUGCUCACUCACAUAAUUGGGGAAUGAGCAUUUUGGAGUCCCAAGACAAGUUGCAAUCCCUUAUGGAGGGUGUGAGUAUGUGAUUUCUCAUAUGAUUAAUGAAGAAAAAACUAAUAAAUAUAGAGAGCUAAUCGGAAGACUUGAAGAAAUGGAGCAUAAUAAAGAAAUAGCAGAAGAUUUAAGCGAUUUAAAGAAAGUUAUUUUAGAGUUAGAGAUGCCUGAACACGAAAUGAAUGAAAUUCAAGAAAAAUUAGAAAGUAUUGGCAUAGCUAAAGAAGACUGGGAAGCAGCAUUCCUUGCAAUUAAAAAAGUAUGGGCUAGCAAGUUCAAUGAAAGAGCUUAUUUAAGCACUGCAAAAUUAAGAAUCCCAUUAAAUGAUAUUAUAAUGUCAGUACUUUGCCAAGAAGUGAUAGUAGGAGAAUAUGCUUAUGUUUUGCACACAAAAGACCCAUUUACUAAUGAUUCUUCUCAUAUUUACGGAGAAUUAGUCCUAGGGCUUGGUGAAACCCUAGUUGGAGCUUAUGAGGGCCGUGCAUUUUCGUUUACAGUCAGCAAAAAUAAUAAUGAUUAUCAAAUUGAAAGCUUUCCAAAUAAAUCAGUUGCAUUAAGAGGGUCAGGAUUCAUAUUUAGAUCUGACUCAAACUCUGAAGACUUGCCUGAGUUUGCAGGAGCUGGACUUUUUGAUAGUAUAAUUAUGAAGGAAACUGAAGAAGAAAUAGUAUCUUAUGGCAAUGAAAAAAUUUAUAUAGAUUUUGGAUUCUGCAAAGAUAUUAUUUUCAAAUUGAAAGAAAUUGGAAUUUUGGUGGAAAAUAUAUUUAAUGGUGUGCCACAGGAUAUUGAAGGAGUCAUAAAAGGGGGGAAGAUAUUUGUAGUUCAGUCAAGGCCUCAAAUUUAA
Molecule: messenger RNA, 3901 nt
Organism: Blepharisma stoltei
Lineage: Eukaryota; Ciliophora; Heterotrichea; Heterotrichida; Blepharismidae
Source: the annotation of a GenBank genome assembly